AUGUAUGAACGGCACAAGAGGCGCUACAGCCUGUGUGACAUCUCCAAGAUGGACAGGACUAUGGAUGUGGUGUUAUUGAAGAUAAACCAAGAAAGCUGGUGUACAGUAGAACCAUGCCCUGAUGCAGCAUCUCUUCUGGCUCCUAAGCAGAACCCAGAAUGUGACAAUUUCCUCGGUGUUGGACUGGGCCGAGAGCAUGCCUCAUCCCAAAGUGGGCUUAAAAGAGAAUCUGGGAGUGAUUCUGAUCUCUUUCACUCACCCAGUGAUGAAAUGGACAGCAUCAUCUUCUCAAAGCCUGAGGAGGAGCAGCUGGUCUGUGAUAUCAUUGGAUCCAGUUCUUCCACCGAUGACACAGCUUCCUUAGAUCGGCAUUCUUCUCAUGGCAGUGAUGUGUCCCUCUCCCAGAUUUCAAACUUGAACAAGUCCAAAGAUCCACAAAGCCUUGAUGGCUUCUGUAGCCAUGAGAUGAGAACUGUAAGGCAGGAGAGUGAGAGUGAGCCUACUGGCUCAGUUGAAAUGGAAGAAGAAGAGAUGGACAGCAUCACUGAGGUGCCUACAAGCUGCUCUGUUCUGAGGGGCUCUAUGCGCUCUCUCUCCCCUUUCAGGAGGCACAGCUGGGGUCCUGGGAAGAAUGCAGCCAGUGAUGCAGAAAUGAACCACCGGAGUUUCAGUCUAGAAGGCUUGACAGGAGGGUCUGGUAUCAGAAACAAGCCAUCCUCAUCUCUAGAAGCAAACCCUGCAAACACCAAAGAGCUCAAACAUCCCUUCAGUGGUGAGGAACGGGGUGACUCUUUGAUGUCACUUUCUGAGGAGGAUCUGGAGUCAGGCCAGAGAGAACAGAGGAUGUUUGACCAGCAGAUAAGUCACAGAUCUAAACCACAGGGAUUUAAUUACUGCACAUCAGCCAUUUCUUCUCCAUUGACAAAAUCCAUCUCAUUAAUGACAAUCAACCAUCCUACAUUGGACAAUUCAAGAUCAUAUACACGGCUCUUCCAUAACACCAGUGCUAAUCUAACCGAAAGUAUAACAGAAGAAAACUGCCAUUUCCUGCCACCAAGUCCUUCUAAGAAAGAUUUUGAAUUAAAGGGUGGAACAAAAGUCAGUCGUACAUUCAGCUACAUCAGGAAUAAAAUGUCCAGCAGUAAGAAGAGCAAAGAAAAGGAAAAAGAGAAAGAGAAAGUUAAGGAGAAGGAGAAAGAUUCUAAAGAGAAGGAGAAGGACAAGAAGACUGUCAAUGGACACACCUUCAGUUCCAUUCCUAUUGUGGGUCCCAUCAACUGUAGCCAGUGUAUGAAGCCGUUUACCACCAAAGAUGCCUAUACUUGUGCAAAUUGCAGUGCUUUUGUCCACAAAGGUUGUAGAGAAAGUCUCGCCUCCUGUGCAAAGGUCAAAAUGAAGCCGAAAGGGAGCCUUCAGGCACAUGACACAUCAUCUCUACCCACGGUCAUUAUGAGAAACAAGUCUUCACAGCCUAAGGAACGCCCUCGGUCAGCAGUCCUCUUGGCUGAUGAAACCACUGUUGCCCCAAUAUUUGCCAACAGACGGUCCCAGCAGAAUGUCUUGCUUUCCAAAAGUGUCUCCAUACAGAACAUUGCUGGAGUUGGCAAUGAUGAGAGCAUGUCAAACACCUGGAAAUUCUUGUCGCAUUCAACAGACUCACUAAAUAAAAUCAGCAAGGUCAACGAGUCAACAGAGUCACUGACUGAUGAGGGAGUAGGUACAGACAUGAAUGAAGGACAGCUACUGGGAGACUUUGAGAUUGAGUCCAAACAGCUAGAAGCAGAGUCCUGGAGUCGAAUAGUGGACAGCAAGUUCCUGAAACAGCAAAAGAAAGAUGUGAUCAAACGGCAAGAAGUGAUUUAUGAGUUGAUGCAAACAGAGUUACAUCAUAUUCGCACGCUCAAGAUCAUGAGUGACGUGUACAGCCGGGGGAUGAUGGCAGAUCUGCUCUUUGAGCAGCAGAUGGUGGAAAAGCUGUUCCCUUGUUUGGAUGAGCUGAUCAGUAUCCACAGCCAGUUCUUCCAGAAAAUCCUGGAGCGGAAGAAGGAGUCUCUUGUGGAUAAAAGUGAAAAGAACUUCCUCAUCAGGAGAAUGGGUGAUGUGCUUGUAAACCAGUUUUCGGGUGAGAAUGCAGAACGCCUAAAGAAGACAUACGGCAAGUUUUGUGGGCAGCACAACCAGUCUGUAAACUACUUCAAAGACCUUUAUACCAAGGAUAAGCGUUUCCAGGCCUUUGUAAAGAAGAAGAUGAGCAGCUCAGUAGUAAGAAGGCUUGGAAUCCCAGAGUGCAUAUUGCUUGUGACCCAGCGCAUCACUAAGUACCCAGUUUUAUUCCAAAGAAUAUUGCAGUGUACCAAAGAUAAUGAAGUGGAACAGGAAAAUUUAGCUCAGUCCUUGAGCUUGGUGAAGGAUGUGAUUGGAGCUGUAGACAGGAAAGUGGCAAGUUAUGAAAAGAAAGUGCGUCUCAAUGGAAUUUAUAUGAAGACAGACAGCAAGUCGAUAAUGAGGAUGAAGAGUGGUCAGAUGUUUGCCAAGGAGGAUUUAAAAAGGAAGAAGCUUGUGCGGGAUGGAAGUGUAUUUCUGAAGAACACAGCAGGAAGGUUGAAAGAAGUUCAGGCAGUUCUGCUCACUGACAUUUUAGUUUUCCUUCAAGAAAAAGACCAGAAAUAUGUCUUUGCGUCAUUGGACCAGAAAUCAACAGUGAUCUCUUUAAAGAAGCUUAUUGUAAGAGAAGUGGCACAUGAGGAGAAAGGCUUGUUCUUGAUCAGUAUGGGGAUGAAAGAUCCCGAGAUGGUAGAAGUCCAUGCCAGCUCCAAGGAGGAACGGAACAGCUGGAUUCAAAUCAUCCAGGAUACAAUAAACACCCUGAACAGAGAUGAAGAUGAAGGAAUCCCUAGUGAGAAUGAGGAAGAAAAGAAACUGUUGGACACCAAAGCCCGGGAGUUAAAAGAGCAACUUCAACAAAAAGACCAACAGAUCCUACAGUUACUGGAAGAGAAGGAGACGAUUUUCCGAGACAUGACAGAGUGCAGCACUCCGUUGCCAGAGGAGUGCUCCCCAACUCACAGCUCUAGAAUCCUCUUCCGGUCCAACACAGAAGAGGCUGUCAAGGGAGGACCUUUGAUGAAAAGUGCGAUAAAUGAGGUGGAGAUCCUUCAGAGUUUGGUGAGUGGGAGCCUUGGGAGCACACUGGGGCCAGCCGUCAACACCCCUGUUGAACAAGAAGGCAUGGUUGGCCCUGUUUCCUUGCCCCGGAGGGCAGAGACCUUUGGAGGAUUUGACAGCCAUCAGAUGAAUGCUUCAAAAGGAGGUGAGAAGGAAGAGGGAGAUGAUGGCCAAGAUCUUAGGAGAACAGAAUCAGACAGUGGUCUGAAGAAGGGUGGUAAUGCUAACCUGGGCUUUAUGCUUAAAAGAAACAGUGAGGUCAUCCAGAGUAUCAUUCAUCUCCAUGAACUUCUUAGCACUUUGCAGGGUGUGGUGUUACAGCAAGACAGCUACAUUGAGGACCAGAAGCUGAUGCUGAAUGAACGGGCACUCACACGAAGCUCCUCCCGCCCCAGCUCUCUUAUUGAGCAGGAGAAGCAGCGCAGCCUGGAAAAGCAGCGGCAGGACCUGGCCAAUCUGCAAAAGCAGCAGGCCCAACACCUGGAGGAGAAGCGUAGACGGGAGCGGGAGUGGGAAGCCCGUGAGAGGGAACUGCUGGAACGUGAGGCUCGGCUGGCCCAGUGGGAGGAGAAGGUACAGCGUGGGCAGCAGGACUUAGAAAAGGAGCGAGAGGAGCUUCAGCAGAAAAAGGGCACAUAUCAGUGUGACCUGGAGAGGUUACGUGCUGCCCAGAAACAGCUCGAGAGAGAGCAGGAGCAACUGAAAAGAGACACAGAGCGACUCAGCCAAAGGCAAAUAGAACGGGAUGUCUGUCAGGUCUUGCAUCAACAUACCAAUACCAAGGUGAUGAGAAUCCCAUCCUUCUUUCCCAGUCCUGAGGAGAACCCCUUGUCUUCUGCACCUUCAAUAGCCAAAUCAGGCUCACUGGACUCAGAACUGUCAGUGUCCCCAAAAAGGAAUAGCAUCUCUCGGACACACAAAGAUAAAGGACCUUUUCACAUACUGAGUUCAGCCAGUCAGACAAGCAAAGUGCCCGAGGGGCAGAGCCAGACCCCAGCUUCCGCCUCCACCUCUGCCCGUCUGUUCGGGUUAGCUAAGCCAAAGGAAAAGAAGGAGAAGAAGAAGAAGAGCAAAGGGAGCCGCUCACAGCCCGGUGAUGGCCCUGCCUCUGAAGUACCAGCUGAGGGUGAAGAGAUCUUCUGCUGA
Orycteropus afer afer is the source of this 4311-nucleotide messenger RNA. The record is from RefSeq and is a predicted model, not a curated record. NCBI's taxonomy places the organism in Eukaryota, Metazoa, Chordata, Mammalia, Tubulidentata, Orycteropodidae.